This is a messenger RNA of Oncorhynchus masou masou (cherry salmon), 1213 nucleotides long. RefSeq names its product arginase-1-like. The transcript is spliced from 8 exons. The record is from RefSeq and is a predicted model, not a curated record. Bases 93 to 1106 code for a protein of 337 amino acids. Gene Ontology annotation, cellular component: nucleus; cytosol; cytoplasm. Gene Ontology annotation, molecular function: manganese ion binding; arginase activity. NCBI's taxonomy places the organism in Eukaryota, Metazoa, Chordata, Actinopteri, Salmoniformes, Salmonidae.
GUGAUGUGCCUUUGAUUUCAGUAAACAAUUUGAUAGUGCUCCAGCGCGUCUCCAACCGUGUACUCCUGUACACUGUGUCCUGACACAGGAUAAUGGUCAUUAUGAAAAGCUCGAGAGGAUUACAACUCGCCUUCAGAAUUUAUAAGCGAAGUCAUCACUCAGUUGGAAUUAUUGGAGCGCCUUUUUCAAAAGGACAACCGCGGGAUGGUGUGGAGAAAGGACCAGACCUCAUUCGCGCAGCCGGAUUGGUGGAGAAGCUUAAAGCGCAAGGCUGUGCGGUCAGAGACUAUGGCAACGUGACGUUUGAGGAGGUGGCCAACGAUGAGCCAAUAGGCAAUGUGAAGAGACCCAGAGCCGUGGGCAGCGCCAACCAACGUCUGUCUGCUGCCGUCCACGCUGUGAAAAAUGACGGACACACCUGUGUGAUGCUGGGAGGAGACCACAGUUUGGCUAUAGGCUCGAUCCAGGGGCAUGCAGCAGCUAAGAAGGACCUCAGUGUGGUAUGGGUGGACGCCCAUGCAGACAUCAACACACCCCUGACCUCCCCUACAGGCAAUAUCCAUGGACAGCCCAUGUCCUACCUCAUCCACGAGCUGCAAUCCAAGAUUCCAGUUCUGCCAAAUUUCUCUUGGAUAAAGCCAUGCGUAUCAGCCAAAGACAUAGUCUACAUUGGCUUGAGAGACGUGGAUCCAGAGGAGCACCAUAUCCUGAAGCUACUGGGUAUCAAAGUUUACUCCAUGACUGAGGUGGAUCGCCUUGGAAUCGCCAAAGUGAUGGAGGAGACAUGUGACUACAUCUUCUCAAAGGUGAAGAAGCCCAUCCAUCUGAGCUAUGACAUCGACGCCCUGGACCCAUCAAUCUCCCCGGCCACAGGAACCCCAGUAGUGGGAGGGCUGACCUACAGGGAGGGAAUCUACAUCACAGAGCACAUCAGUCAGACAGGGCUGCUGUCUGCAGUGGACAUGGUGGAGGUGAACCCUAAGAGGGGCAGGACAGAUGAUGAGAUCAGCUCCACGGUCAACGCUGCAGUAGAUCUGAUACUUGGCUGCUUCGGAAGGCUUCGGGAGGGAAACCACCCUGCAAACUACAAGAUGCCCCUGCCUUGAGCUGCCAACCACCACCAGAAUCUACUGUUACGAUAAAGGGCUCUGGCCAUCAAACGCAAUCUUUUGUAUUAAAUCAUGGAGAUUAAAAUACUUUUUUUCCCACAGAA